AUGCAAAAUUACUCUAAUAUUUCUGAUAAUUUAUCUUUCGCUUUAAAUGUUGAUGACAAUUUUAAGGGGUCUAAUAAGUUUAUAGCUUAUGAUAUUCUUUUAUUUUUAUUGAUUUAUUCAUUAUUAAUACCUCUGAUUAUUCUAUGUUGGGUUCUAAUUCUUAGAUUUUUGCGCAAUAGAGGUUUGAUUACUUCAACUCAAGAAAAUGCUAUUGCUAGCAAUAUUAAAGAUAUUCCUCUAGUAGGUCUGCCAAGAUCAAUUACUCAUUAUAAUUUACCCAUUGGAUCUGAAUGCCCUGUGAAUUAA
Messenger RNA from Meloidogyne enterolobii, 306 nucleotides. Lineage: Eukaryota; Metazoa; Nematoda; Chromadorea; Rhabditida; Meloidogynidae. The record is from the annotation of a GenBank genome assembly.